AUGGAAAAUGAUGGGCAAGGUAACUUCAAACUAACAGAUGUACGAUCUCCAAAUGACUGGGAACACGCUGACUUGGGUUCUAAAGACCGAAACAUAAAGUUCUUAAAAUUAAUGGGAGGAAAUCCUGUACGUGACCAUAAAGGAAAACUAGUAAUCGGAGAAAACAUCGAUAACGUGCACGGUCAAAAUAAAGAUACAUCUGUUAUCAAUGAAGAGCUAGAAAAUCAGUACCUUCAGGGUUUGGAAAAGAGUAUGCAACCAAAUUGUCACCAUGGUUUAGGAAGCCAUACAAAUUCCUCGUCCAACCCAGUGGACAUUUUGGAUUAUACCAACACAGAAAAACUUAAGCAACAAUAUAAAUCAUCAUUUAUCUCGGGAAAGGAUUCUUAA
Molecule: messenger RNA, 390 nt
Organism: Schistosoma mattheei
Lineage: Eukaryota; Metazoa; Platyhelminthes; Trematoda; Strigeidida; Schistosomatidae
Source: the annotation of a GenBank genome assembly